AGCACGCACUGGGCUCCCUGAAGCUGCACGGCAAGAGCGAGGAAAUGAAGGCGACGGAAUCGUCCGCAGAGGAGAGUCGCCACCCGCAGGCGGCGGCGGGGGCGGCAGGAGGAGGGGAGCCGAAGAGACCGCCGCCCCCUCCCCCGCUCCCACCCCCCACGCCCACGCCGCCCCCUCCUCCCCCCCCUCCCCCCCCGGCUCUGGACCAGACCGAAUGUAGUAAAGCCGCGGUGGGCAGCCGGAACGCCGACGCCAAGGAGCAGGCGAAUGGCGAGGCGUCGUACGUGGAGAAAUCGGCCGCCCUGAAGAGCGCCUGCCCCGCGCCCAAGUUCUCCAGAACCAAGUUUAGGAAGCAGAUGCUUGGCAACGGGAUGGUAAUGAACAGAGAUCUGAUCCAGCUCAAAGCUGGUCUCGCUGCAGCUGCUGCUGCCGCCGCCGCCGCCAGCUCGGUGAAAGAGCACUUGAGCCACCCAGGCUACGCCGACUACAAGCACGUGAACCCGGCAGAGCUGGAAGCCGCGCCGUGCGGGAGGGACGGUAAAGCCUGCGGCAAGUCUGGUUUGACCCCGAUGACCAAGGAGGCUCUGCUGGAGAAAGCCUCGGCAAGGCACGACUCCCCGGUGGGUGACGGGGCGCCGUGCAAGGGUGGGAUCCCGCCGCGUCUCGAGCAGCAGCCUGCCGCGGACAAGGCAGAGCACGCCAUCCCCAAGCUCGACAAGCAGCCGUCGACAAAUUGCACUUCCGCUGACCACCGGACCGCGCCCAGCGCUGACAUCUACGGGAGGAGGUCGGCCGGUGCCGACGGGCCCAUCACCGUGCCCUCGCCAGCGGCCCCGGCACUUUCUCUGAACAGGAUCGCCGCUUUCCCCCCUCCUCUCCCCCCCCAGCCCGCCUGCGCCCAGGCGGAGACCGAUAGGGUGUCGGUGACCCCCGACGCAGACGCCAAGCCGGCGGUGGCGAGCCAGCCCCUCCCCCUCCACUUCAGCUUCAAGCUCCACCCCCACAACUUCCGCAUGGACUCGGCGCCCGCCAAGAGCGGCCUGCACCCGCCGCGCCUGCACAGCGUGAAGGCUUUCGCACAGCUGGCCGAGAGGAGCCGGGACCUGCCCUGCUCCGCCGCGCACAAGAUGGACGUCGGCGCGGUGGCCAGCUUUAAAAGCCUCCUGAACAGCAAGCCCACCCUCAAGCCCAGCGUGCUGAAAAUGGCACACCAGCUGCAGAGAACCUACCACAGCUGCUCCCUCCCCAGUCCCCAGACCCUCCAGCCAAAGCUCGUCAACAAGAGGAAGGGGAAGAGCCCCCGCAUGAAAGUGGUGGUCAGCAGUACCGCCGGUGCUUUUGGCGAGCGUUUGGCUUCACCGGUAGCGACGCCGGGACUGCUGAAGCCUGCCACGUACAGACCCGAGCAAAAAAUCCACUCCGACCACCCUCCGAUGAUGAGGAGCCCGGGGUUUCCAUCGAUGUUCAGUGAGUCUAAAAUCAUCAAGGCCCGCCUGCCAAAGUUGACCAAGGCCUGUAUCUCCCCGCCUCUGCCUCAGAAGCCCGAGGGGCCGAGGCAUUUCGUAUCCCCCCAGGGCCACCACGAAGAGAGGGUCUCUAAAAAUAGUCUGCAAGACCCUCCGCUGUUAAGUGGGGUUUUAAACGUUCACAAGCCUAAAAAAGCCCGAGCCAAGCUCGACCCCAUGCCUCAACUGGAGCAGCCACCACACAGGACAUUAAAGAUCCCCCCUUCCAAAGUGCUCUCCAUGAUGUCGAAGAACAAGGAGUUUGUCGGAGAGAAGGACCCCCCGAUACUGCAGCCGGAAACCCAGAUCGUGCCCGGCAAGGUGUUUGUCACCUCCCUGCCCGGCAAGCGUAGACGGGGGCGGCCAAAGAAGCAGCUGCAACAGCAGCAGCUGACGAUGAUGACGCCCGCCGCCAAGCCCAUGGUUCCAGCCGCCGCUGAUCGCGUGGGCGACCCGGAGGAGGAAGCCACGCACCACCGGGGCCUCGAACCGAGCGAGAUGAAGGCCAAGCCGACGGAAUACCCGCAGAAACCGACCGCCGGUGACGACUACCAAACGGCGGGCGAGGCGGACCCAAAAUCGUCCAAGAAGGGGAAGAGGCAACUGAUGAAAACGCUUCUGGAUAAGAAAUUCAUCAAAAAGAUCAACAAGAUGAAGACGCUGAAACGGAAAAAGCUGUUGAACCAAAUCCUCUUGAGUGCCGGCGGGUCUAGUGGUAAAGGGAAAGUGCAAUCUAAGAUGAGUAGUACCAUCUCCACCUUCACAGCCACCUUCGGCUCCAAGGUGGGUCAACAAAUCAACGUCAGCAAAAAAGGAACUAUUUACAUAGGAAAGAAAAGGGGCAGGAAGCCCAAGAUGUCAUUGGAUGGUCCGUACAUCAGUAGCAUGCUGUCGAUGGAUAGCAAGCCGUUGCCACCGGCAUUCACCACAACACUAGGGCAGAUGCCGCCAAACUUCACCCAGUCGGCAGUGCCGGAUGUGCUGCCGUCGCCAACCUACUCCCAGUCGUCGGGGGUGAGCGGAAGCCAGAGCCCGGCCAGCAGCGACGCGGGCUUCAUCGAGCCCACCCCGGUGCUGAACCUGCACCCGCACGGCAGCAAGGGCAGCGGCGCCCCACAGACCCUGGCCGGCCGCAAGGCCUCCAAGGGGCGGCGCAAGCUCUCGCCGCCGACGCUGCUGCCCAACUCGCCGUCCCACCUGUGCGAGCUGACGUCGCUGAAGGAGGCCACCCCCUCGCCCAUCAGCGAGUCGCACAGCGAGGAGACGAUCCCCAGCGACAGCGGCAUCGGCACGGACAACAACAGCACCUCGGACCGGGCCGAGAAGUUCUGCGGCCCCAGGAAGCGGCGGUACUCCUUCGACCACGUCUCGGUCAUGCCCGCCGAGAGCGCGGCCGUCCUCUCCAGCCUGAAGGAGAAGCACAAGCACAAGUGCAAGCGCCGGGCCCACGACUACCUGAGCUACGACAAGCUGAAGCGGCAGAAGCGGAAGCGGAAGAAGAAGUACUUGCAGCUGCGGAACAAGCAGGACCCCAACUUUCUGGCUGAGUUGGAGGAGCUGAUCACCAGGCUGAGCGAGCUGAGAAUAACCCACAGAAGCCAUCACUACAUCCCCAGAGACAUCCUCCCUUCCAUCUUUCGCAUCAACUUUGGCAGCUUCUACACGCACCCACCCUUCCCCUUCGACCCUAUGCACUAUGUCCGCAAGCCCGAACUGAAGAAGAAGAGGGGGCGCCCGCCGAAAAUGCGGGAGGCCAUGACUGAAGUCCCCUUUGUCCACGGCCUGAGUUUCCCCCUUGCCAACGGAGGCUUCUUCCCCUCCUACAGUAUGCCUUACUCUCCGACUGCAGUCUCCGCCGGCCCGCUGGGUUUGGGCUAUUAUGCCCGGUACCCUCCGACGCUGUACCCGCCGCCCCCUCCCCCUCCACCCCCCUCCCUGAGCGGCACCAUGCCCCCUCCCUCCUACAUGCACGCCGGCCACCUGCUGCUCAACCCCAACAAGUACCACAAGAAGAAACACAGACUCCUGCGGCCGGAGGCCUUCCUGGCGGGCAGCCGAACCUCGCUGCUGUCCAUGGGCACGUACGCCAGCAUCCCGGCCGAGAUGGCCUACAGCUGGAUGCACGAGCACAAGCACAAGCACCGGCACAAGCACCGGGAGCACCGCUCGUCCGAGCAGGGCCCGCCGGGCUCCGUGGACGGCCUGGCGGUCGGCCCCUCGCUGCUGCGGCGCUACGCCUACGGGAAGGCGUCCGACAUGUCCGACAGGCACAAACACAAGGACAAGCACCGCUGCCACAUGCCCUUCACCCACCUGGCCUCGUCCAAGGGGCUGCUGGGCCGGGGGGACCAGUGGGCUCGGCGGGACUCCACGGAGCACGGCUCCAUCUCGGUGGGGCUGCAGACUCCGCUCCAGAUAGACUGCGCCGAGGGCUCGGCCGCCUCCUGCGUGGCCCGCUACCUGUCCGGCUCGGAGGCCAGCGUCGGCGAGGAGCACACCAAUCUGUUUACAAGUGCAAUAGGAAGCUACAAGCCCAGCAAACCUUCCAGCGGUGCGGGCCGCAAGAAGCUGCCCGACGGCCCCGACCUUCUCGCCGCGCAGGAUAGUUUGCCGAGCAGGUUACUAAGGUGGGAGCGGCCCUCUCCCGGAGAAAGAACAGCCCUGACUGCAGCAGGUAGGAAUGACUGGAUGGGGAACAUCUGAAUAAUGUACUG
Molecule: messenger RNA, 4219 nt
Organism: Amblyraja radiata (thorny skate)
Lineage: Eukaryota; Metazoa; Chordata; Chondrichthyes; Rajiformes; Rajidae
Product: histone-lysine N-methyltransferase ASH1L-like
Exons: 1
Coding region: 45-4208 (1387 amino acids)
Biological process (GO): regulation of DNA-templated transcription
Cellular component (GO): nucleoplasm
Molecular function (GO): histone H3K4 methyltransferase activity; DNA binding
Source: RefSeq, a predicted model, not a curated record